AAAUCAUCCAAUAGCAUAAGAACACGAGAUAUGGCAAUUUUUCAAAUUAUCUGACCAACUAAGGUUAAUAAGAUGGGUGCAGAAAAACAGUAUUGUCUUUAACCUUGUUCAACGUACUUCACAUUUAACUCAACGUUUAAGAAUUACUUAGUUAUCAACUGAACUUCCAUGAAAAAAAGCUUUUUAUACAUUAGGAAGUAUGAUCUGUGCUAGCUCAAAUGUUUCAAUUCGAGACUAUGUAACUGCUCGGGAUCCAGUCUUCAGUACACUUGCUUUAACCCAGUAACCUGUUCUCAGUCUGCACGUGCAGACUAAUGUAGUACUACAUUAGAAACUCACUUUUACCUCAAAGGUAUUAAUAAAUGCUGAUAAUAUGAAUUUUAAUUAUGUCAAUACUGUUCUCAUCUUUUGGGCGAAUUUCACUGUCUUUGUAUUUGGGGCUUUCCGCAAUGAACAUUAUAAUCAAGCUUCUUUUCGUACGAAAAGAGAAAUUCAUGCGAAGGAAUUAGCUCGAAUACUGGCCGAAGUACCAUCAGGACGACAUGAUGAUGUUGCUCUAAAAAUUCUUCAAAACAUCAUCAUUAUUCUUCAGGAAUCACGUAAAAUACUAAACAAUACUGAUAUUAAUUCAGAGACUAAAGAUGAUACAAUAGGACAAGCUUUUGCAUUAACUUUUGAAAAUACCGCUGUAUUAUGUGAUUUAAUUUUACGUUUUCCUGAUGUUUAUCAUUCACAUUAUGAUGAAAUGAAUGAUAUAACUGCAUUAUUAAAAUGGUCAUUUAAUUUAUUACGUGAAUCGAAAUUAAUGAAUAAUAUAGAUGAAAAUAUUUUAUAUUUAACUGAACAAGAAUUAAAUCUUAUAAAAAGAGAUUCAAAUUAUGUUAAUGAAUUUAGUUCAAAUCAGAAAAUGAUCAAAGAGAAGUUGAGAGCAGAAUCAGAGCGUAAAGCGAAAAAAUCAACUGUCAAACGUGUCAAGAAACCUCGACUUACACCAGUUCGAAGUGAACUCUAAUAAUUUAUUUAAAUGUCCCCUAUACAUUUAUGUACAAUACAUGCAUAUGUAUAUAUGAUUAUGUAUUUAUUCUAACUUUCCGUUUUCUUUCAUAAUUUACUAAUGUUGAUUAUAACAUGAAUGAUGUUCUUAUCGAGAGAAUUUACUUUGUAUUAUUAUUGUCUAUAAAUACCUCUGUGUGUGUGUGCUUGGCUAGUUUAAUGUACUACUAUGCAAGGAACUUCAGUUUUCAUAUCGAAACAUAUCUACCACCAAUUAAUAAUGAGGUUUAUGGGCAUUGGUUACAAACAGCUAUGUUUGCACGUAUGCUUGGGAAACUGAGAUUCCCAGUUGUUUUUACUAAUUCAGUGUUAUAAUAAUUGGAUAACAUAAACACACAAACUUACAUUCAAAUAAAAAAGGAACGAAUCGAGC
Molecule: messenger RNA, 1426 nt
Organism: Schistosoma rodhaini
Lineage: Eukaryota; Metazoa; Platyhelminthes; Trematoda; Strigeidida; Schistosomatidae
Source: the annotation of a GenBank genome assembly